Messenger RNA from Bradysia coprophila, 720 nucleotides. RefSeq lists its product as uncharacterized. The record is from RefSeq and is a predicted model, not a curated record. NCBI's taxonomy places the organism in Eukaryota, Metazoa, Arthropoda, Insecta, Diptera, Sciaridae.
AUAUUUUAUUUAACAUUGGAGCGGUUUCCAGAGCGGUCGCAUCUUCUUUCUAUUUCAAGGAAAAUAUUUUUGAAAUUCGUAAAAUGUUUCAACUUCUGCUGAUGUGGUUCAUAGCGAUUGGCGUCGUUUCCUGUGUGACAAACAACUGUCCGAUAUUUUCAGCCUUUGAAAACAACGCCACGUUAUUCAACGAACUCCAGGGAACAUUCCUAAAAGUGUUGGCAAUUGGUACAAGCCCUGUUGCCCCUUGUCAGAAACAAACCUUUACAAUCGGAACAAAUAACUUAAUCAGCCAAGGAUAUUUUCAGUCGCCGGAUUGGUGCUUGCGCUUGAAUAACUGCAUAUCUAAUACUGACUACCAAGAAUGUGAUCUUACUCCUUUAUCGCCUGUAAAACCUGGAACAUUACCAUCCCCUGAGAGAAACCAGAUUAAAUUAGCUGGAAAAGUCGGAGAAGGUGAAAGUGCCUGCUUCAUAUAUGCCUAUUGUCGCAUUUCUGAAGAAGGCAUGUACGUGUUGUGUCGUCAGCCACUUAAAUCGCCCGUUACGCGUUUUAUAGCGUUUUUCGAACUUUUGACAAACUUGCUUACACCACCGUUACCGCAUGUGACACUAGUCAAUCAAACCAAUUGUACAUUCCCAAACAGUUGCCCUCCAUAAAAGAAACUACAGAUCGAGAAAAUUUUACGAAAAACACGUGAAAAAUAUUAAGAAAAUCAAU